Molecule: messenger RNA, 682 nt
Organism: Trichobilharzia regenti
Lineage: Eukaryota; Metazoa; Platyhelminthes; Trematoda; Strigeidida; Schistosomatidae
Source: the annotation of a GenBank genome assembly
UGAAUGGUGAUCUCCACUGUGUUCAAACACACGCCGCCGAACCUCAGAAUUACUCACGCGAUGAUGCCAUCGAACGCAAGCAAUCCUGCGGAGACAGCGGUGAUCGAACACGCAGAGUCGCCGCACAUCCUCAGCUCGGAGAGGCCAGGUUUCACAGGCGUAGAGCAGGGCAGCCCGCACCGAAGCAUUGUAUACCCGACCUUUGACAGCCAGGCUAACGUCGCGACGGCGCCAGAGGUGGCUCAAGUUGAUGUAUGCCACCCUAGCCUUCAUUAUACGGUUGGAAAUCUCAUCCGUCACCCCUCCGCCAGCACUCACACAACUACCCAGGUACACAAACUUAUCAACAACUUCAAGCGGUUCACCCGCAAGAGUGAGUGCAGGUACAGGCUCCUGCCAAUCUUGUAACAGUACUUUGCACUUAGACGGCGCAAAGCACAUACCAUACUUACAGACACUGAUCGCCAACUGAUUAAGUGCGAUUUGGGCAGCCUGCAUGCUAUCGCACAGUAAGACGAUAUCGUCUGCAUACUCGAGGUCGAAAAGUCUAUCUCCAGGUAGCAGAUCUACACCACCUUCACGCACAUCCUUCAGAGCUGACUCCAGAAUGUCAUCGAUGGCAAAGUUAAAGAGAAAUGGAGAGAUUGGGCAACCCUGUCUAACCCCACUGUUGGUUGGGAAC